Messenger RNA from Gekko japonicus, 261 nucleotides. RefSeq names its product small nuclear ribonucleoprotein F-like. The record is from RefSeq and is a predicted model, not a curated record. Gene Ontology annotation, biological process: mRNA splicing, via spliceosome; spliceosomal snRNP assembly. Bases 1 to 261 code for a protein of 86 amino acids. Gene Ontology annotation, cellular component: catalytic step 2 spliceosome; U1 snRNP. Lineage: Eukaryota; Metazoa; Chordata; Lepidosauria; Squamata; Gekkonidae. Gene Ontology annotation, molecular function: RNA binding. The transcript is spliced from 2 exons.
AUGAGUUUGCCCCUCAAUCCAAAGAACUUCCUCAUUGGGCUGACUGGGAAGCCUGUGAUGGUGAAGCUGAAGCUGAACAUGCAAUACAAGGGCUACCUUGCCUCUGUCGAUGGCUACAUGAACAUGCAGCUUGCAAAUACAGACGAAUAUAUUGAUGGAGCAUUUUCUGGAUACCUUGGCGAAGUUCUGAUAAGGUGUAAUAAUGUCCUUUAUAUACGGGGUGUGGAGGAGGAGGAAGAAGAUGGAGAAAUGAGAGAAUAA